GUCUAUAAGUUCACUCUCCACCAAGCCACCGUCGUGUCCGCCUACCGCCGCGCACCCUCCUCCUCCAUCAUCUUCUCAUCGUCUCGUCCGUGCCGCCCGGCCACGUGAAGCACACGAGGAGCCUCCGAACGCGCAGCACCCACGCCAUGUACAUCAUGCAGAAGGACACCACGUUCACCAAGAUCUUUGUCGGAGGGCUGCCCUACCACACCACGGACGCGUCCCUGAGGAAUUUCUUCGAAUCGUUUGGAGAGAUCGACGAGGCCGUGGUGAUCACGGACCGGCAGACGGGCAAGUCCAGAGGAUAUGGCUUUGUGACGAUGGGAGAAAGGGGAGCAGCGGAACGAGCCUGCAAGGACCCGAACCCUAUAAUCGACGGGCGCAAGGCCAACGUAAACCUGGCGUACCUGGGGGCCAAGCCACGCGUGCUGCAGCCAGGGUUUGGCCUUGGUAUGCAGCAGAUCCACCCGGCUCUACUCCGGCAGCAGUACGGGCUGGCGACGCAAUACGUCUACCCGCACGCCAUGCUGCAGCCGGGCCUCCUGCUGGGAGCCCACACGUCUCCGGGCGCCGGCGCCGCCAGCACCGGCGCCAGCACGCCCUGCUACCUCGAGUACCCGGGCAGCGGCUUUGCGGCGCAGUACGGCGGAGCGUACGACUACUCCUACGCGGCGGCCGCGGCCGCGUCGGCGUUCCUCCCCGCCGGGUACGCGGGAUACGCGCCGGCUCCGGGCUCUGGCGGCGUCAUGCCCGCCGGCGCCUCGGCCUACCACCAGCAGUACGUCGUGCCGACCGCGAUGCAGGAUCGCGUUGUGCAGUGAGACGACGGGCGGGGGGGGGGUGGGCCGGCCGGCGGCGAUGGUGAUCGUUCGACGGCGACGCGCGGGAAGGAAAAAGGAAAAAAAAAAACGACAACAGAAAUGAGGGAAGGUAAUAAUUGGUAAGCAAAGAAAAAAGUUAACGGUGGAAAAUUCUGAAAAAAAAAUCGCAAGUGGAAGAAUAAUGAACACGAACGAUGACACGCCCUGAGCUUGUACCGACUACUUUGCUGCGAUGGGUCAGACACGUUCUGUCGCCCGGUCUCUAUUUUUAACCUUCCCGAAGCGAGAAGAUUGAAUGUCGACGCACAGCAGCCGCAGCAGCAGCAGCGUAACAAUGUUGAGCACUAUAUUAAUGAAUUCACACGCUAUAUCGUUAUUGUUCUAUUUUUUACGUUCCGUUUGUCUUUACUUUUGACGACACUGCUCCGUCUCGGCGGCGCACGGCGCACUGUUCCACCGCAACCACCAUCACUGCGGCAAACGAUGCCUCCGAUGUGAACGGCGAAACGGAACCCCGGGGUGGGGGGGGGGGGGACGACACACACGAAACUACGGCGAAGCCGACCGGCCACGGGGGUCUCGACAGCAACCGGCCGCGUGCCUGGUACGCCGGCUUCUUCCUGGGUCCGUUCGGUGUAAAAAGGAAACGCACACCACUCUCACCCCCCCCCCCCCCUCACUCCUGCGCUGCCACAGACAACGGUCCUCCUCCUGCAGCUCGACACAGAGGGCGAGGUGGAGGAGAGGCGAGUGGGUCUCCGUAGUCCGCUUCUGCAGUCUGCCUGGCUCCUGCUGCGUGUAGUCUGCUUGUGUCUCGUGCCGCCCAAAGUAUCGCUGCAUCCUGCGCGCGUGUCUCCUGCUGCCUGUCGUCUAAUUGCAGUCUGCGAAUGUCUCGUGCAGCCUGCAGUGGGCCUGUGUCUCCUGCUGCCUACAGACUAGCUGUAAGUCUGCCUGUGUCUCCUGAUGGCUUGUGGCUAGGUGAUGUGUCCAGCUGUGUGACUUGUUGUUCUGUAGUCUGGCUGGGUGACUUGCUUUUUGCAGUCGGCCUGUUUGGCUAGUUAGCUGUAAGACUGGCUGCGUGACUUUGUUGGCUUCAGUCCGGCUGUCUCUCAUAACAGCUAUUGUUGCUUCCUGCUUACCAACCAUAGUCCGGUUGCAGUCCUCGGCAUGCUGUGGAUUUUGGCGAGUGCUUAGGACCAACCCAGAUUCUUAGUGUCACCGUGGACAAACCCUCCCGGGACCUCGGAUCCAGAGCAAAGAUCUCGCCUGCUCACCUGCUCACUCACUCACUAGUAUUGCCACUCGGGCACUAAACAGCUCCGUCGCUCACCGCUCACUUGCCUGUUCAGUCACUCAACCCCUUGCCCGCUCGCUUGCCUACUAACUCGUUCAAUUACUCGCUCACUCACUCAACAGCACCCCCCCCACUCCAUGAAGACAAUCUAUGCAACGUGAAAUCAAUCUUGCGUUCGCAGGCAAGGAUGAGACGACGCAUUGGAGCAGUUAUUUUUUUUUAUGAUCACACGAACGAGGCAGAGCACGGUCGAAGAGGCCACCGUCGGUCUGUUCGACUUUGUUCCAGGGAUCGACAGCGCGAUGAUGAUGAGAUGAAUAAUCGAAAAAAAAACAAAGAUCUGAGAAUCUUGACGAUUGAGCCUCGCAAAGAUGUCGGCGGCUUCCAAGUCUCCCUCUCCGUCGCUCGCCAUGCAGAGAGAUGCUCCGACAUUCGACCGUACGCCAGCAGAUUUGUACGUCGAGCCAGCAUCGGACAUCGACUGUCCUAGUCUGCGGACGUCGAGUUGUAUAUCUAAAACGGCUCCGUAAAGGAGUCCCUGGGUAUUUUCCUCGUGUUUAUUUUGUUGUUGCUUUUUUAUUUAUUUUCAUAGCGUAAAUCGGUGACGUCAAAUGCUGGAUAAUUGUGGUGGGGCUUAUUGGGGAGGUGGGGGGGGGGUGAAGGGUAAUGUGGAGUUGUAACACAACUGUGAGCAACUGGAUUGUGGGUAUUUUUCUAAUGGGCGGUGUCGUCAUUUGGCAGACGUUAGGGAACCCGCGUUGUAGGGCAGCGCAUUGGCAAGUAAAAUUGGUUGUGAAAAUGUAAUUCUCACAAGCGAGGAAACGUGUUUUUUGACGGGCGCAUCAUCGAGUGUUUGUCUCCAGAAGGCUCGCGUCUUAACAACUCGCCAACACCGUGCGCUCGCGUGCGGAAACAAAUAGUCGCUCAGGGUGGGGGGGGGGGGGGGGACUCAUUUACGCAAAUUAAUUUGGGGUAACGACGUUUGGUGACGUAUCAUGACGGCGCACGGGAUGCUGCCACAGCGGUGCAACGAUCAGCGGCGCGCUGGACUCCCCAUCCAGAGGUCGCCGGAUCGAUUCCACCUCCCUGCGUGGCAGUUGAAACAAAAUGGGCGGAGUGGCGAGUUUCUUAACCCCACCCCACCCACCCAUCUCUGCCCACCCAGCGGUGUCGAUGGGUUACGCCGCAGGCGAUCUGCAGGUCGUUUGUGGUGGGGUCAAGUGUGGCUGCUUUCACCUCUUCCAAGCAAGCUGGCCCGCGUGGAAGAGUAGGCCAAAAUAAGCCCCGAAAAGCUCCCUCUUAGCGGAGAGGCCCCUUCCACCAGCAGUGUCGUGUGAGCGAGCAACUGCAAGGCUGCACCUGUGCCUGGUGGGAGUGUGCGCGCCGCCGUGCGUUUCCACGUUACGAAUGUGAUGACUACAAGCUACUGUUUAAACUGUUUACAAACUCCUCCGUCACCCCACAGCCCCGGAGGGGUUUCAAGAAGAUCAUCCCCGAAGGGGGCUUCCGUGGCACAGUAGAACGUCGCGUAUCCGACCCGUCACGCGUCUGCCGUGAUCGAUUAACCGCUCGCAGCCCCAAGUGCUGCGUGACGGUCAUCUUCCCCGAGGUGUCCGUAGAGCUGAGCCUUUCGCGCGAUGCUGAUCUCACGUACAUUCACUGUUCCGUAAUCUGCUUGUGUGUAGCGCCACUGUUGAUGUCUGUGGGGUUAUCCACUCAUGCGACCAUUUGACACGUACGCCUAAUAUUUGUCUUGUCAGUCCUUCGGCGGAUCAGAUACACGACGUUGCGCUGUACAUCUUUGGUCAAUUUUUUUUUACAAUUCGUUUUUACGAUCGUCGUCAUCGUUAUCGUCUUUAUUAUUAUUGAGAGUACUAUUAGUAACAUUAUUGUAAGAAAUAAAAUGUUAAGAUGCAUCAUGUGCAAAUAGCAGAACGGAUACUUGUCGGGUUUUUUUGUACAAGUCACGUGCAUAGACUUAAACAAAGAUGAAAAUGUUAAACAUUUAAUUCAUGAUAAUACAAGUAAUUUAGUUGCAACGCCGGACACACACUCGCACACAGAGCGGAACGUCUGUGUGUUUCGUUGGCGUUACACUGAGCACAACAUUUCACUUAUGGUGGAUAUGCCAAUAAAUGCAUCGUCCGUUCA
Messenger RNA from Lethenteron reissneri (Far Eastern brook lamprey), 4266 nucleotides. RefSeq names its product RNA-binding protein 24-like. The record is from RefSeq and is a predicted model, not a curated record. Gene Ontology annotation, molecular function: mRNA 3'-UTR binding. NCBI's taxonomy places the organism in Eukaryota, Metazoa, Chordata, Hyperoartia, Petromyzontiformes, Petromyzontidae. Gene Ontology annotation, cellular component: nucleus.